Messenger RNA from Strongylus vulgaris, 948 nucleotides. NCBI's taxonomy places the organism in Eukaryota, Metazoa, Nematoda, Chromadorea, Rhabditida, Strongylidae. The record is from the annotation of a GenBank genome assembly.
AUGCAAGCUAAACAGUUCGAUAUGGAAUCAAUCAAAGAUGCUGCUUUGAAGCGACAACUAGCAUACGUAUCCUUCGAGGGGAUGUCCGCAUUGUCCCCAGCGGAUUAUGCAGCUUUCAACCAGGCACAAAACUCUCUAAAUCGGGUGGCAGCUGACGUAACAAUUUGUGACAAAGAUCUUCCUCCGCCAUGCGCUUUGAAGAAAAUCGAUAUGGAAUCAAUAUUCCGAAAUGAGAAGGAUGCAGCUCGCUUAUCCCAUUUGUGGAUAGCGUAUCUGACGGAUCUGGCUCGUGAAAAGCCAACAUAUCAAAAGUUGAUUCAGCUUAGCAACAAAGGAGCACAAGCCAAUGGAUUUAGCGAUGCUGGCGCAAUGUGGAGAAGCGCUUUUGAUUUAUCUGGUAAAAAUACACCUAAAGUGAUGGAUUUAAAUGCUCAAAUAGAAAACAUCUACACAAAGAUUGCUCCUCUCUACAAACAUCUGCAUGCUUACAUGAGGCGACAAAUCGCGGGAAUUUAUGGAAAUCCCACUGGAUUGAGCAAAAAUGGGCCAAUCCCGGGACACCUUUUUGAUUUUGUUCCAGGAAAAAGCUUCGAAAUGUUUCAUUAUGUUUCCAAGAAUUUGAAAUAUGAGACUCAUCUAAGCCCUCUUUUUGUAUCAUUUUCACACUACAAGUCUUAUUGUCAUGGUGGCGAUUGGUCAGCUCAUUACGAACAGACAAAGCCUUACGAUGACGAAUCAAGUCUUCCAGAGGACAUGCUCUUUUCUUUCCAUACUCAAAAUUACACCACUAAACAGAUGUUUGUGAAGGCUUAUCGCUACUUCAAGUCCAUAGGAUUUCCUGUGCUUCCAAAGACAUUUUGGACAAAUUCGCACUUCGCCCGUGUUUGGAGUCGGGAUAUGAUUUGUAAUCCUCCAGCUGCUUUAGAUAUGAGGGAUGGGAUGGAUUUU